Macrosiphum euphorbiae (potato aphid) is the source of this 2094-nucleotide messenger RNA. Lineage: Eukaryota; Metazoa; Arthropoda; Insecta; Hemiptera; Aphididae. The record is from the annotation of a GenBank genome assembly.
AUGAUUCGAAGUGGACGUUCUAAACGCAGAAAAAUUAGAAAUGAACUAAAUACACUUUGUACAUUACAUUCAAAGUUUUUAAACAAAGAAGAUAAUAUUGUUGAACCAGCUGUAUUGGAUGAAAAUGAAGAUUUAACUCAUCCUUUAAUUCCCAUUCAAGAUAAUAAUAUUGUCUUAAGUCAAGAUGAAUCUUGCUCCUUGUUUGAAUUUGUUAAUCAAUCUCCACCGUCAGUUGAAGUUGGGGUUAAUCCAUUUAAUUUAGAAGAAUCCAUCAACGAUUCAGUAUUAAAUGAAACUACACCCUUUUCAAAUUCAGUAUCUAGUUCAAACUUUAUUUCUAUGGAAGAUCAAAUAUGUCAAUGGGCAAUUCAAUUUAAUAUUAAACAUAAUGCUGUCAAUAGCUUGUUAAGUUGCUCGAAGAAUCAUAAGUGUUUUAAACAUUUUCCGAUCGACAGUAGAACACUAUUUGGUACCCCAACUCAAAAAUCAAAAGAAAUCAGAACUGUACACCCUGGAAUCUACUACCACUUUGGUUUGGAAUUUGGAAUUAAGAAAUAUGCACCAACAAAUUCAUGUUGUAUCGAAAUUGCUAUAGGUAUUGAUGGGUUACCAUUGUCCAAAAGUAGUGGGGCUCAAUUCUGGCCUAUUCUUGCAUACAUAAUGAAUAUUCCAAAGAAAAUGGUUUUUCUUGUUGGCUUAUAUUAUGGAACUGAAAAACCUCAUGAUAGUAACGAUUUUCUAAUAGAUUUUGUUCAAGAUGCCAAUAAUCUUAUAACUAAUGGUAUAAUUUUAAACAAUACUAAUAUUAAAGUUUCAAUCAAAUUAUUUACAUGUGACGCACCGGCUAAAUCGUAUGUGCUAAAAGUUAAAAGUCAUGCAGGUUUUUCUUCAUGUACUCGAUGUACCAUUGAAGGAGAGUAUAUUAAUAAUAGAGUUGCAUUUCCUUAUUCAGAAAACCAUUCAACAAAAAGAACACAUGAACACUAUCUGCAAAUGUAUGACGAAGAUUAUCAUAUUUCAAACCAAAUUUCCAUUUUAACACAAAUUGAUGGAUUUAAUUCUGUUAAUAUGUUUAGCAUUGAUUAUAUGCAUCUUGUGUGCCUUGGUGUUACUAAAAAGCUUAUGAUUCUUUGGUUUAGUAAAGGUCCCUUAAACGUCCGUGUAAGAUCAAGAAAAACUCAUGAGCUUUCAUCAAAUUUAUUAAAUUUAAAUUCUUAUAUUACAACAGACUUUGCUAGAAAGUCUAGAAGUGUUUUUGAAAUGCGCAGAUGGAAAGCAACAGAGUUCCGUUUAUUUCUACUAUAUACAGGGCCUAUAGUCUUAAAAAAUAUAAUAACUGAUGAGUGCUAUGCAAAUUUUAUGGCAUUGAACAUUGCCAUGACAAUACUUCUCAGCCCGAAUAAUAAUCAUCUUUUGAAUUAUGCAAGGGAAUUACUUAAUUUUUUUGUAAAAAGUUUUCAACAAAUUUAUGGUGUUCACAAUAUAUCACAUAACAUCCAUAAUUUAUUACAUCUUGGUGAUGAUUAUCAAAACUAUGGGCCAUUGGACAAUUGUUCUGCUUUCUGUUUUGAAAAUUAUAUGAAGGAACUUAAAUUAUUUUUGAGGAAAAGCGAAAAACCUCUUCAACAAGUUAUAAACCGUUAUUAUGAAAAAUAUAAUUCUAAACAAGGAAAUGAUAAUUAUAUAGAGGUCCCAUUUGAUCAGCCAAUAUUAAGAAAUGAACAUACAAACGGUCCAUUAAUUAAAAACAUAUCUGGGUCUCAAUAUUAUAAAUUUUUAUUUAAAAGCAUAUCAUUAAGUUUAAAAAAAGAAAAAGACAGUUAUUUUCUUACUACAAAUAAUGAAAUUGUAAAAUGUCUAAAUAUUGUACAAAAUGACAUAGGACAUGUAUUACUAAUUGGAAAAUAUUUUAAAGAGUUAAAUCUAUUAUUUGACGAUCCUAUAAAUUCCUCAAUAUUAGACAUAUUUGAAAUAAAUAACAUAAUUAAAAGAAUGAAGUAUUGGUCAGUAUCUCAAAUAAAAAAAAAAAUGAUGGUAUUCCUACAAAAUACAAAAUUGAUUGCUAUUCCCAUCAUACACACUGAUCAGAAUUAA